Dipodomys spectabilis (banner-tailed kangaroo rat) is the source of this 4025-nucleotide messenger RNA. It is a transcript of the gene Mier1, whose product is annotated as MIER1 transcriptional regulator. The transcript is spliced from 16 exons. The coding region runs from base 98 to 2290 and encodes 730 amino acids. Gene Ontology annotation, molecular function: transcription corepressor activity; histone deacetylase binding. Gene Ontology annotation, biological process: negative regulation of transcription by RNA polymerase II. The record is from RefSeq and is a predicted model, not a curated record. Gene Ontology annotation, cellular component: nucleoplasm. Lineage: Eukaryota; Metazoa; Chordata; Mammalia; Rodentia; Heteromyidae.
UGGAAGGCUGCCCUCGGAACCCAGACGAGGUAGUGAGGCAAUCCCUUUCCAAAUCCACGGGAAGGACCUAGCAGGCUCCCUCCGGGCCCCACGCCAGAUGACUAGUUUCGGCGCCGGAACUUACAACGUGGGAUUUGCUUGCUUGCGGCUGUCGGUCGAAGAGCUGUGCAUGGUGGCCGAGGGCUGGGGGGCGGCCGGACGCCCCCUUUCCGAGCCGUUCCGCGAGUCCCAGCCCCGCCGGCGGCGAGGCCAGCGGCUGAGGCGGACGCCCGGGAAUGUUUGCCGGGCGCCAUGGAGACCGGGGAGGCCCGGUUCAACAAGCGGCCGCGCGGUUGGCUGGCGGCUCGAGGCCGGGGAGGAGGGCGGAGGCGGAGGGGAGGGCAGAGGGUUGGUGGAGCCGGAGGACGCUCCGGACGACGACGAGAAGGCGGAGGCGGGCGGCCCGGGCCCCAGGCCCCUCCCAGGCUCUGAGUCUCCCGGCUGCGGGCGGAUGGAUGGGGCUUCUUCAGGCGGUGGCGGGAGCAGCGAAGGAGGCGGCGGCGGCGGCGGCUAUGGUGUGGUGGCUCGAUUCUCCCAGUGCCUGGCUGAGUUUCGGACGUGGUUAAGAUCCAACUGGUUGAGAUUCAAUGCAGACAAGACGGAUGUGAUGCUGAAAAUGUGCAUCAGAUGUUUAUGUUUAAUUGGUUUACAGACUGUCUGGGGACUCUUUUCCUGUCAAAUUACCAGCCAUCUGUUGAGUCUUCAAGUCCAGAAAUGGAUGAAAUGUUUGACUGCCCAUGAAAGUACAGGAGGUUCAGCAACAUCAGAUGACCAUGAAUUUGAUCCAUCAGCUGACAUGCUGGUUCAUGAUUUUGAUGAUGAACGAACAUUAGAAGAGGAAGAAAUGAUGGAAGGAGAAACAAACUUCAGUUCUGAAAUAGAGGAUCUUGCAAGGGAAGGUGACAUGCCAAUUCAUGAACUUCUCAGCCUUUAUGGUUAUGAUAGUACUGUUCGACUACCUGAAGAAGAUGAGGAAGAAGAGGAAGAGGAAGAAGAAGGUGAAGAUGAUGAAGAUGCUGAUAAUGAUGACAACAGUGGCUGUAGUGGGGAAAAUAAGGAAGAAAAUACAAAGGAUUCAUCAGGUCAGGAGGAUGAAACUCAGUCUUCCAAUGAUGAUCCAUCACAAUCUGUUGCUUCUCAGGAUGCUCAGGAAAUAAUCCGCCCACGCCGAUGUAAAUAUUUUGAUACAAAUAGUGAGAUAGAAGAAGAAUCCGAAGAAGAUGAAGAUUAUAUUCCAUCAGAAGACUGGAAAAAGGAGAUUAUGGUGGGUUCCAUGUUUCAAGCAGAGAUUCCAGUUGGCAUUUGUAGAUACAAAGAAAAUGAAAAAGUGUAUGAAAAUGAAGAUCAACUCUUGUGGGACCCUGAAUAUUUACCAGAAGAUAAAGUAAUUGUAUUUCUUAAGGAUGCAUCUCGAAGAACAGGUGAUGAGAAAGGUGUAGAAGCUAUUCCUGAAGGAUCUCAUAUAAAAGACAAUGAGCAGGCCUUAUAUGAAUUGGUUAAAUGCAAUUUUGAUACAGAAGAAGCAUUAAGAAGAUUAAGAUUUAAUGUAAAAGCAGCUAGAGAGGAAUUAUCUGUAUGGACAGAGGAAGAGUGUAGAAAUUUUGAACAAGGGCUGAAGGCCUAUGGAAAAGAUUUUCAUUUGAUUCAGGCUAAUAAAGUUCGAACAAGAUCAGUUGGUGAAUGUGUAGCAUUCUAUUACAUGUGGAAAAAGUCAGAACGCUACGACUUCUUUGCUCAGCAAACUCGAUUUGGAAAGAAGAAAUAUAAUCUUCAUCCUGGUGUAACGGAUUACAUGGAUCGUCUUUUAGAUGAAAGUGAAAGUGCUGCAUCUAGUCGUGCACCAUCCCCUCCCCCAACUGCCUCAAACAGUAGUAACAGCCAGUCUGAGAAAGAAGAUGGCACUAUAAGCAAUAACCAAAAUGGGGUGUCAGCUAAUGGGCCAGGUGAAAUUCUAAACAAAGACGAAAUAAAAGUCGAAGGGUUACACAUUAAUGGACCAACAGCUGGAAAUAAGAAACCACUUCACACAGAUAUGGAUACUAAUGGUUAUGAAACAGAUAACCUUACCACUGACCCAAAACUUGUCCAUAUGACUGCAAGAAAUGAAAAUGAUCUUGAUGAUAAAAGUGAGAGACCUGCCAAAAGGCGAAGGGUGAACAGCAGUGGAAAAGAAAGUCCAGGUUCUUCUGAAUUUUUGCAGGAAGCAGCCUCACAUGGAAAAUUGGAAGAACUUGAAAACACGGAUGACUAAACUUCAGAAAUACUUUACUUUCUUUGGAGUAAAUUCUGGUGUGACUAAAAUUUUCAGGGUUGAUGGGUUACCUUAAAAAGAUGAUUUCCUUGAAACAGUUCAUUAAAUUUGAAAAUUUGAAGUGAGUUCCUCACUUUAGGAAUAAGAUUUAAGAAUUCUGCCUUUCUCAGGUUCUUUUACAUUCAAACUGUCAAAGGCCCUCUUAAGUAUACCAAAAAAAAAAAUUUUAGUCCGUUUGAUGACCUAAAGAUAUCUAUCUAUACUUUCUUAUUUGAAAUAUUGAUCAUAAAAUUUCACUACACAGUAAUUUUUCUUUAUUUUGGUAGGGAGGAAUUUUAAAAAUCAAGUUCAAAUUUCUGCUCAAAUCUCUUGUUUCUGGUUUUCUUUAAUUAUCUUUACAAUAGACAUUUUCCUAUUCAUACAAAUUGAGUAUCAUUAUUAAGGAAACCCUUAUGAAUCCUGAAAGUUAUGCAAGCAUGAUUUUUUUUAUAUAUAGAAGUUUAAAAAUAAACCAAGUCAGGUUUGUGUAUGUAAAAUUGUUGACAUCAAUGAUGUCUUUCCAUAUUCUUAUCUGGGCUUAAGAAAUACAUUCUGUAUUUUUCCAGAUUCUUUGUAGCCUUUGAAAGAUUUUUACAGUACAUAUGUCUUGACUGAGCUGUCCUUUCUUAAUACAAAAAAGCUUGUAUAAUUUUCUUAACUUGUACAGUUGGUAAACUUUUACGAAAAGAAUUGAUAUUCUGAGUCUGUCAGCUUUCCUUUUAUUUUGCUAAGGUUUUUCUAAUGUUUUUAAGUGUUUGAGUAGUUAACAAAGUCAUGUUUCUUAUCCCUGUGGUAAAAGCAUUCAUAGGGGAUUAUGAAAAUUUGUUUUGAUGAAUUUCUACUUAAGGACACAGUAGUUUAAAAUCUGAAAUUAAGCAUGAUAUUUAAGUUGUGCAGGGAUUUUUUUUGCAUUUGCUAUAAUUUUCAUAAUUACUUUUGAAACAAAACAAAGGUUUGUUGUCAGGUUAAGUGCUUAAAUGUAUCAUGCUUUCUAGAAUCCUGUUUAGUUAUUUGUAUAUGCAUUAUAAGAUUACUCAUCUUUGCAUUACAUUGACAGAAGGAAAGGUCAAGUGAUAUUUAGAUAUUGGCAUACCCAGGUAGUAACUGCUGGCAGACAACAAUAAUUGGUUUCAUGAGGAGAAAGUGAGGGAAUUUAUAGUUUUCAAAUUCUUCCUGUUACAGUCCAGUUUUUUUAGAUUUGGUGACAUUUUCCCAAAAUGAAAAGAUACAGAUAACCAUUAAUAAACACAGAUAGGAUUAUCCACAAGCAUAGCCUUGUCAGGGUAUCAUUUUAUCUUUAGUGCAAAAUUCUUGUUAAAAAUGUAGUUUUGUACAGCUGAUAGACCUAUAUCCAAACUUUUGUAAAAGAUUAUUAAAACUUCUCACACAGACAUAUGUUUCUUUUAGUUCAUUUUCCACAUCAGUUUAAGAACCAAUAAAUCCUCUGUAAUCUUGUUUUUAAUAGCUCAGUUGUUGAAUGCAACUGAAUAGAGUUUGCACUGAGUAAUUAUUGUUUAGGCCUUACCCCCCAUGAAGUAUUAUCAAGAACAUUUAUUCUGACAGCUUCCUUCUUUAAUGUGAACAGCUUUUCCCAAACAGUGUUAAAAAGCCACUCUGUAGCACUUGACUUCAUAUAAUGUACAUUUACUGUGGAUAUAUAUACAAUUUUCCAAGUAAAUCAAUAUUUUGAAUAGAA